AUGACAACUCCCUCUUCAACAGAACUUUAUACGUCAAUGAUCAAUAUUGGCACAGACUCUUACCUCCUGGGAGCUGGCUUGCCCACCGAUUUUGAGAUUACUUCUAGCGGGAGCGUAGAGCCAGUUACCAUUAUCUCUGUCAAUGAUGAUGAUGAUGAUUCUACUACUCCGUCAUGGUUAAACACCAAAUACGAAGAAUUUUCCCAGCUAGAUGAUGUAUGGUGUCAUGCUUUUACUCGCAAUGUUUUUGCUCAAAAGAAGCCUGGAGUGUUGAGUCUAGUUGGCGGCUCUAAUGCACCGCAAGUUCGGGAGCGCAAGACUUUCGCAUAUCAAGGAGGAUCUCUUCCUUCUGGACCUUAUAUACUGAGUGAUUCAAAGAUUCAUCCAGUCUAUAAAUUAUACCCGGAUCCACUUGGUGCAUUUGUCUGUGGCAUUAUACCCACUUCCCUAGGCAGCAAUCGCUACCAGAGAAUACCCACGAAUUUUAUUCCCGUCCCGUCUCGAUUAUACUCACCAUUGCCAUCCGACCUUCAGCCACUCUCAGGUAAACGUAUAGCAGUAAAAGAUAUAUUUGAUCUCGAAGGUGUCAAAACCACCGUCUGUAGUAAAGCCUACGAAGCGCUUCAAGAUCCCGCAAAAAAGACAGCUCCAUCAAUACAAAAGCUCAUUGGUCAAGGAGCUGUGAUUAUCGGAAAGGUAAAGACGACUCCCUUUUCAUCUGGAAUGGGCCCUAGAGAUUGGGUUGAUUAUCAAGCACCUUUCAAUCCUCGAGGAUGUGGAUAUCUUGAUGCGAACUGUAGUAGCGCGGGAAGUGGAGCUGCACUUGCUGGGUAUGAGUGGUUGGAUUUUACUAUUGGGUCAGAUACACUCGGGAGUAUGGUAGGUCCCGCGGCGGAUAACGGUCUUUUCGGAAUUAGGCCAACUCACGGCCGUAUCUCCUGCGAAGGUGUUGUUCCGAUAUCAUCAUAUCUUGACACACCUGGUAUUUUCAGCCGGGACAUAACAGAGUUCAGUACCGCAACAAAAUCAUGGCUAGGUUCAUCUAAUCUACAAGCUUCCUUAGCGAUGCCUACAAAAUUGACCAUUCUUUCGGAAAGAUACGCCGACUUUUCGCCAGAGGUAAAAGGGGUGAUGGAGAAUUUUAUACAAGAUUUUGAGAAAGCUACCCAGCUUAAUCGUACUACAACCACCAUGGAAAAGUUAUGGGCAUCGCAUGCUCCAGUAAGCUCCGGAAAGAACUUUUCGGAGAUUUUUGGAUCUACCUUAGCACACAUUCAGCUAUACGAUCACUACAACAACACCAUCUCAUUUCGCGAAGAUUACCGGAAAAGAUUCAACAUAGAGCCAUAUGCCGAGCCGCUACUUCGCUACAAAUGGAAUCUCGGCGCGAAACUCACACAUGAACAAUACACCAACGCACUAAAAGAGAAAGAAGUCUUCGCGACUUUCAUCAAAGAUCAUAUCUUUAGCGAGGGCGGAGUAAUGCUCCUACCCUUCGGUUUUCCAGAUGUGUUUUAUCGUGAUGAGUAUUCCGGUUCCGUCGAAGAAUGGGGCCCACGAUGGCAAGGAUUCAAUCUUUUUAUAGCUGCAUUCCCAGCACUGGGUGGCGGACCAGCGGUGUCAAUUCCUGUGGGACAGCGACCUUACGAUUCGAAAGUGACGGGUGUGAAGGAAUAUCAACCGGUUGGCUUGAUGUUAUUAGGUGCUCCGGGGACGGAUGAAUAUCUUAUUGAAUUAGUGAAACAUAUGUUAGUGACUUCCGGUCGACCAUUGAGUGUCAAGACUGGAAAAGUGACGUUUUGA
Molecule: messenger RNA, 1803 nt
Organism: Sclerotinia sclerotiorum 1980 UF-70
Lineage: Eukaryota; Fungi; Ascomycota; Leotiomycetes; Helotiales; Sclerotiniaceae
Exons: 10
Coding region: 1-1803 (600 amino acids)
Source: RefSeq, a predicted model, not a curated record